This is a messenger RNA of Cornus florida, 723 nucleotides long. RefSeq names its product F-box/kelch-repeat protein At3g06240-like. NCBI's taxonomy places the organism in Eukaryota, Viridiplantae, Streptophyta, Magnoliopsida, Cornales, Cornaceae. The coding region runs from base 1 to 723 and encodes 240 amino acids. The record is from RefSeq and is a predicted model, not a curated record. The transcript has a single exon.
AUGAACAAGGAUAACAAGCUUUUUUUAGUUCGAGGAUGCUCUAUUGAUCAACAUGAAGAGCAUUACUCACUACAUUAUGAUAAUCAAAUGUUUGAUAAGUAUGCAAAGGUGCGAUUUCCACUGAAGAGCUCUGCAAAUAAUUAUUUUAGGAUAAUCAGUAGCUGUAACGGGGUUAUAUGCCUCUCAGACGACCAUUUUGUUAUUACCAAUGACCUGUAUCUAUGGAACCGGUCGAUUCAAAAGUUGAUGGCCCUUCCACCGGUUCGUGUCACAUUUCAGUUACACGGUCCAUUUAUGCAUAACAUUGGGUUCGGCUUUGAUCCAGUGACGGAUGACUACAAGGUCAUAAGGAUUGUGUAUCUAAAUUAUGUGACAAUUCCACCUGAGGUCGACAUCUUCACUCUGAGCACCGGCACUUGGCGGAACAUUAGUCAUUUAGGUCUUCCGUAUAUAAUUCAGGAUAGAGGUCCCCAAAUUAAUCUGAAUGGGGCUGCACAUUGGAUUGCAUCCGAUAGGAGGGGGUACCUUCAUUGCUUCUUGAUCGUGUCAUUCCACGUGGGUGAUGAGGUAUUUCAUGAGAUUAUAUUUCCACUAAGUCUUGAUGUUGCUAACUUUCUAGAAUCACUUUCUCUAAUCGAGAUGCAGUUUGAUGGUGAUUGGAGUAAUGUUGGAAAACAUUAUUGUGUAUGGGUGAUGGAAGAGUAUGGUGUAGCGACAUCUUGA